CAGCUCACAAACAUUAAACACGACUCUGUGUUCACCUCGGCCAACUCGAUAUUAUGAUAGUCAAUUUUACCAAAAGAUGACUUAGAACCGACUUAAGUGCGUUAAAACGCGUAGUUUUGGACAAAUCCCGCUUGACCUGUGUGAACCCUAGUGUUUUUUCGUGCCCAUAUCGUUUCCGACGAGUGAUUUGUGAUUGUUUUGCAACCACGUUCCAGGAAUUCCAAGAGACUUCGACGUUGGAGCAAGAAGGAAACCCAAAGUUACGUUGUGGCAGUGUUUACGUAUAGGGAACAAGCAUAUUGGAUAAUUUUUCUAGGAGAAAGACUCCAUGUCCAAUGACCUAGAAAGAUAGCAAAUUUCAAUAUGGAGUGGAUAACAGGUGACCUGAUAUGGUUUGACCCAGGGGUCGGUUAUUGGCUCCCUGGCGAAGUUCUCGAGUGCCAUAGAACUGCCAAUGUCCUCACAGUACAAGCCACUGUGAAUGGAAAAUCCCAGACUUUUGCCCUUGCUGAAGGAGAGGGCUCAGUACUCAGACGUCAAGAUCUCGGCGAAAAUGGGGUUGAAGACAUGACUCAGCUUUCUGAUCUUCACGAGGCUGCUCUGCUAUGGAACUUAAAGCUGAGAUAUGAAGGCAAGCAGAUUUACACUUACGUAGGUAGUAUACUUGCAGCUGUGAACCCAUACAGAAUGUUCGAUUCGAGCUAUGGAAUCGAGAUGGCCCAGAAAUACAGAGGUAAAAUCAUAGGAUCAUUACCUCCUCAUCUCUUUGCCUUGGCAUCAGCAGCAUACUCAGGACUACCAGCACCUCAGGUUGUAGUUAUAAGUGGUGAAAGUGGAUCAGGCAAAACAGAAUCAACCAAACUCGUGAUGCAAUACUUGGCAGCUGUCGCACCGUCAGCACCGAGGGGACAAGCGUUGGUCACGGAACAGAUCCUUGAGGCAGCCCCUCUUCUGGAAGCAUUCGGAAACGCAAGAACGACCAGAAAUGACAACAGUUCUCGAUUCGGAAAAUACCUAGAGGUUUAUUUCAAGAACGGUUCUAUAAUGGGUGCUAAAAUCACUCAAUAUCUCUUGGAGAAAUCAAGAAUAGUGACACAAGCGCCACACGAGAGAAACUAUCACGUGUUCUAUGAACUUAUAGGUGGUCUCAACAAUGCUGAAAGGCAGAAAUAUGGCUUGGUUGAUGCCGACAAAUAUUUUUACUUGAACCAAGGUGGAGCAGACUGUUCACCUGGACAUUCAGGUUCUAGUGCUGAUUGGUCAGGAUUGACGAGAGCUAUGCAAGUACUAGGAGUGGGAGAACAAGAACAAGAAGGAAUUGUUAAGGUUCUGGCAUCUGUCCUCCAUCUCGGUAACAUUUAUUUCCAUAGAAAGAAGUUGAAGCACGGUCAGGAAGGCGUUGAAAUUGGAAGUGACGUUGAAAUUAAAUGGACUGCCUACCUCCUUCAAAUAUCCGCUUCUGGUUUAGAAAGAGCCUUGACUUCUAGGAUAACAGAGGCGAAAUCUGAAAGAGUGUACUCACCUCUCAAUAUUGAUCAGGCUUUAGAUGCUAGAGACGCCUUUGCCAAAGCCUUGUACUCAGCAUUAUUCGACUGGCUUGUCACAAGAGUGAAUUCUAUAAUCCAACGUGGAGGCCUUCAUGACGCUGGCAGGGUUUCUUUAUUGGACAUUUUUGGUUUCGAGAAUUUGGAGGAGAACUCAUUCGAACAGCUCUGCAUCAAUUUUGCAUCAGAAUCACUGCAGCUCCACUUCAACAAACACGUUUUUAAGUUAGAACAACAAGAAUACGCGAAAGAAAGAUUGGAAUGGACAGAUUUAACAUGGGCUGACAACACACCGGUGAUACAUCUGCUCAGGAAGAAGCCCCUAGGAAUUCUUCAUCUGUUGGACGAUGACAGCAAUUUCCCUAGGGCAACUGAUAACUCUUUCUUAGACAAAUGCGACUAUAACCAUGCUUUGAAUGAAUAUUAUUGUCGACCGAGAGUUGGAAAUAGAGAAUUUGGGAUCUGUCAUUUUGCCGGACAAGUCUGGUACCAAGUGGAAGGGUUCCUAGACAAGAACAGAGAUAUUUUACGUCCAGAAAUAGUAGAUCUUCUUGUGUCAUCCAAAGAACCACUGGUGAAUGCUUUCGCAAAACCUUUGUUGAAUCAGGGAAAAACUAGGACACUUCCCAGAGGAACCAAUGGUAGAUUUGUCACAAUGAAACCAAGAACGCCGACAGUAGCAGCUAGAUUCUCAGAUUCUCUUCAUAACCUUUUGGAGUCGAUGUCCAAAUGCAACCCUUGGUUCGUCAGAUGCAUCAAGCCAAACAAUGAUAAAGCACCUAUGAAAUUUGACAUGCCUGUUGUGUUGGAACAGUUGAGGUUCCUGGGUAUGCUUGAUACCAUAAAAAUCAGGCAAGCUGGAUACCCCAUCAGGCUUAAAUUCCACGAGUUUGUAGAUAGAUACAGAUAUCUACUUUCUGGUAGAAUGCGUAGGGGAACCCCAUAUCGUGAACUCUGUCAUCAAAUUUUGGAGAGGAUGCCCUCAACAGAAACAGAUGGUCCAGACUAUCAGUUGGGAGCAACCAGGGUAUUUUUGAGAGAAAAACUCCAACAACAGCUUGAACUGAAGCGUACCGAUUGUGUAAAAGAUUCAGCCGUUGUUCUUCAAAAAUACAUUCGAGGUUUCAUAGCUAGAAGAAAAUACAGACGACUCCGUAGAAGUGCCAUAACUAUCCAAAAACAUUGGAAAGGUUACCAACAACGAAACAGAUACUAUAAAAUGAAAGCUGGUAUCGUAAAAGCUCAAGCUUUAGUCAGAGGUCGAUUAGAAAGAAGAAGGUACAAACAACGUAAAGCCGAAUUUAAACGAAGAGUAGAAGCUGAGAAGAUAGCGCAGGAGAGAGCGAGGCAACGAGCUCAAAGAGAGGCGCAGCUCAGGGAUCAAGCUCAAAAGAAUCAGGCCAAAACUAAUAUACAGAAUCUUGAGAUUCCAGCGGAGCUUGCCUUUAUAUUUUCCAAAUUGGAAUCGCACAAUCCUUCUCAUUCUGAGAAGAACUUGAUGAAAGUGCUAGGAGGCAUCAGUGGACAACCAGCGACUGUGGCCCUCCCAGCUGAUUUACAUCAAUUUGAAUUUUCGAAAUUCUCGUCAGUUUAUUUCAAAGAAUCUGGAUUAGGAGUAAAGAAAGAACCUAUAAAUACCCCCUUCCUCUCCAAAGCAGCAGCAAGAGAUGAAGAUUUCAGAGACUCAAUAGCAAUGUUCAAACUGAUUUUACGUUGGACUGGAGAUACAACGAUGUCUUUACCUAGAGAAAAAGCGCUAGCUGACUAUUUCGUUUAUAAAGGUUUAAGUUCUAGGGGACUCAGAGAUGAGUUGUUGGUACAGCUGUGCAACCAGACUUGGAAAAAUGAAAAUAACGAGAAAAUUUGGACUCUGAUGGCUCAUUGUCUGAGUUGUUUCCAACCAAGUCCACCACUAAGCAAGUAUUUGCUGAAGUUUAUCUCAGACCAUGCAUCAGCAAACUACAAAGAAAUUCUUGAAAGGAAGCUCUUGAGAGGUUUACAAAAAGCUCCUCAUGCUCGAGCUUUGCCUCCUACUCUCCUUGAAUGGAGGACAACUAAGCAAAGGAAUAACAUGGCUCUCACCUUGAGUUUACCUGAUGGAAAUCUGUCAACAGUUCAUAUAGACUCUUGGAUAACCUGCGAAGAAGCUGCAAAUUUAGCUAUAUCGGACCUAGGAAUUCUUCCUUCGGGUUGGAGUGUAGUUUUGGACGACUCAGGUGUUAUAUCGGAUGGAUGUGGAUUAGAUUAUGUAUUGGAUCUAGUUUCUGAACUGGAACUUCCUCCAGGUUUUCCAGUUUCAAAAUCUGACCUACUUAAGACUGGAAACAGGAAACAAACUUCAGAAGUUGACCACCAUAUUUCACAACCUAUUCCAAAUUCGCCAACACGUCCUCAAGUACCUCCACCAGAACCACCUAUUCAAGCCAUGAGGAAGAUAUCUAGAGAAAUAGUUCAACAGAAGAAAUCACCACCGACCCAAAGACAACCAGUGAAUACUUCAAGAAAACCAUCUAGGGAAAGCUCAACAGACUACUCCGUGCAAAGAAAUUCCCCUAUAGCAAAUAGUCCUUCCCGGAAAGUAUCUCAUGAUGCACUUUCCAGGAGUUCAGCUCUGAAUGAAAGAUAUUUCGACAUCGAAAAAGUUCGUUCUAGAUCCCUAGAUAACCUCCUUAACGAGCCUGAACCCACACCACUUGCAGACCUAGGCUUGAGUCAGUCUAAACUCAAUGAGAGGUAUCACUCAGUAGAGCAACUAGCUCCAAUGGCUCCAGGUAUAUCGAAGGCCAACUCUAACUACAUGUCCUCCCAAGAAAUAGAAUUCGAAUUCCCAGAUGCUUCAAGUGUGAGCACUUCGCACAGAGGAGGACCUAGGUAUGUCAAGUCCCAAUACAGUGGUAAAAGGGCACCACCUGGGUCUCACUCAAGCAGUAGGGCCCACAUAGAGAAAUCAGAGGGAGUCAGAAGUUCAGCCAUGUCCGAUACUAGUGAAGCUCCCAGUUUGGCAAGUCAUGUAAGAAGAGUUAGAGUACCUAGUCAAGCAUCAGAUGUAGACCAGUUCUUAGAUGACCUGUUUAGUCCAGUACUAGACGAGUUGAGUGAUGCCAGGUCUUUAGCAGCAAGUAUCAAAGGUGGUCGUAAAAAGCAGAAUGAAAGCGUAGAUGAUUUCGUGUAUGGUUUAUUGUCUUCAUCUGAGGAUCAUGAGCAUCUCAACAUUAAAGGCUUAGUGAAAAGAAUCAAAGGAGGAGGUACCACACACCAACAGAACGGUUCAAAUUCUCCUGCGUACAAUUUUUCUUCUAUACCCCCACCAAUAGUCGGUAUUCCACCUUUAAUGAUGCCCAUGUUACCAAAUCAGGACAAUUUUAUGCCAGCAUUCAUGCCCGUGAAUCCAAAUGGCAACAUGCCUCUGUUGUCCCCCACUCAAGAAGGGUUCAUGCCAAUGUUUAAUCUACCAUUGUCGCCAAAUGGUAAUGAAAUCACGCAGAAUCAACAGAGUUUGCAAAGAGCUUUCCUUCAGAGUACGAUGGCGCAGAAUCUACAGAUACAGCAGCAAAUUCUUGCACAAAAUCAAGCGUUGCAUCAGCUUUUACUUCAGCAUGCUACUACUAGUGAUGCCACAACGGAGAGUCCUAAAGCAUCAACAACGACAACAACUAAAGCUCAGAUUCAUCAACCUGGUCAGAAUCGUAAAGCUAGCUUCACCAGGAAGAGCAGUUCUCCUAGUACACCUUCUUAUGAAUAUAAAUCCAGGAAAGGAAGUUCGGAAAAUAGUAUGAUAAUGUCGAAGAAUGGAGUACCUCCACCACCUCCUAUGCCUCCACCUUUAGACGAGGUUGAUCCCAAUGAGACUAGACCAUUCCUCGAUCCCUACGGAAGAGCAAAGACAGUAAGAAUAGGUAAAUGGAGAUGGCCUCCACCGAAUGACGGAAACAACCCACAGAAUGGUGAAGACUUCAUGCAUUUCAAAAUGCGCCAAAACCAACGAAAGGUCACACCGAACAAAGACCAACCGUUGUCCUUGUCCAACGGACUCAAUGGAAGCAGAAACGAACACUCUACACCCGAGUGGGAAGAAAUUGAAUUCGAACAGCAAAUCAGAGAAAAAGAAUCCGAGAAGAUAUCGAAGAAAGCCAAGAGAUCUUUCGAUAUCGGAGCUUCAAGACCGUCUCCUGGUAGCGUAGGUAAACUUAAGCUGAGUUCUGAGAUGAGACAGAGAUUGGAACAAGUAACAGCCAAUCAUUCAGUGAGAUCUAGUAGCAGUAACGUAGAGAAACCAAAGAGAACUGUGAGUAAGUUGGAGGACACAAGAAAGAUGAUGUUGGAGCAACAACUGGCUGGUAGAUGGGGCGACGAUACAGACCAAAAUAGUGGGAAGUCGAGUCCGAGCACACCACCACACCACCCAACGAAUGGCUCAAACUCGCCAUCCAACACGAGCUGGUCCAAUGGAAACUGGAAACCUGGACCACCUCCACCACCAAUGGGUCCAAAUUCGAUACCACCUGCACCUUCUGGUCCUGCUCCCCCUCCACCAGCCAUGCGACCAAUGCAAUCUUUGAAUUCCGUGGACUCUGCAAGGGAUUCCUUCAUGGCUCAGCGUCAGGACCGCGAUACUUUCGGAGUGCACCAAAACAGGGUUCUGAUGGAGAGCUCGAAGAGGAAUUCCUUCAGUGCCAACUGGGAUUCGCAAAGUAGCAUCACCCAAGAGACUCAAGACGAUAGUGAGUUGAAAUUUGAUUUUUUUGGUGGAUAUCGAUUUGAUUUGAUAAUUUUUGCAGUGCAAUGGGGUAAGGAUUCUGUAGACAUCGAAAAGUCUGAAUCUAGGGACAGUUGGGAUCAAAAUGAUUAUCCUGUUAACAAAAUGGAUUCUAUGCCGAGGAGAAAUGUCCAAAAAGAAAGAGUAGAAAGAAACGAAAGGAGAGACAUUGAAAGAAGAGAUACUGAACGAAGAGAGAAGAAAGCUUUCAAAGAACCUACAGAAAGACCUACGUUCAAGACGCAUAUGUUCAAUAAGAGUGCUCAAGAACGAGAAAAGAAAUUGUCUAUUGCUUCUACCCAGAUGACGGACAAAACAGAAAAUCAAGAGUGGCCAGAAUUCAUGCGUCCUAUCCCUAGUCCACCACCAAAAUCACCUCAACCGCUCAAGAAAACCCUGGAAGGUCCUAUGACGACAUCAUCACCAAAAACCACACCAAGACUUCUUCCUUUAGGAUCAUCUGCCAGUAUCACGUAUAAUAGAGUAGCAUGGCUUCUGAAAGUCCGCAAGGAGUUCUUCACACCAAGCGAGAAUUUCGGUUCACCAGCAGCCCUACAUUUGAUCUUUAGCCAGAUAGCUUCAGAUGUGUAUGGCCUCAGUUCCUGCUUGAGGUUGACACAAAGCGAGAAGAGGGCUGGUGUGAACAUGCUGAGUGGAUAUGGUGUUACUGCUGAUAAUUUCCAUGUAUCUAAUAGGGCUAACAUUAAGAGGAAUGUUGUGGAAUUGGCUAGAACUUGGCCGCUUUACUUUGCCAGGCUUUUCCCAGUAUCUGGAGCUGCUCAGUUGGCUGAUGUCCAGAUAUUGGCAGUGUCUCACUGGGGAGUCCAUUUCGUGAAAAGAGACCAUCAACACCUUCAAAUAGUUAGGAGUUUUCCAUUGGGUGAAAUCAACUACUGCACUGCACCAAGACCUACCACUGUUAGCUUAGAGGGACCUCAAGGAAGGUUUACGUUGCAUACACCUAGGGCUCAGCAGUUGUCGGAGAUGGUUACAAAGUUCUGUGGAGAAUUUAGAAAGAUGCAGUCCAAAUCACCCCCACCAAGAAGAGAGUCUUCUGUUGAGAGAAUAGAAGUAAUAACAGAUACGAAAUCAACCUUAAGAAGCGAAUCAAAGUCACCAACAAGGGAAGAUCCACCUUCUCCAAGAAGUCCUGUACCACCAUCUGGAAAAUAUUCCUUCCUCCAGUUUGCUAUCCAGAACUUUAGGCAAUCGGCAGAAUUGGAAAGACUCAAAAAUGACUCUGCAAAAUCCAAGGAUAAACGUAGCAAAGAAUGGACCUGGAAGCAACAGACCGACAUGAUCAAAUGGCAGGGUACGCCACUGGACGGACCACUUCUGGCCAUCGAGAAUCCAGAACUUUGCCUUCUAGCUGUGGAAUGUUUCGAGUGCAUCUUGAGAUAUUGUGGCGAUAUGCCUCUAACUCCUGAAAUGACUGAAGUGAAAUGUGUCUACACUGUGCUAAUGCAUUGUCACAAGCAUGUCAUGCUCAGAGAUGAGGUGUUCUGCCAGCUGAUGAAGCAAACGACCAACAAUAAAUCGGAAUCGCCUGAAUCUUGUCAAAGAGCCUGGAGACUCCUGUCGAUUGUUGCAGCUUAUUUCGCUUGUUCAGAAGUCCUGCUACCCUUCCUGACAGAACAUCUGUCUUCGGCCGCCUCUGACAGAAGGAGAAUUUGUCAUGGUACAGCCGGAGUUUGUUUGUCGAAUCUCAGAAAGACCCAGAGAUGUGGAGGAAGGAAGAACGUACCCAGCGUUGAAGAAGUCACCGCAGUUAGUGCUGGAAGAAGCGCAAGACGACAAAUUUACAGAUUGCCAGGAGGUGCUGAAAGGGUGGUCAACACCAGGUGCAGCACAGUUGUGGCCGAUGUGAUCACCGAACUCUGCGACCUGAUUGGAAUAAACUCAGAAGCUGAGCAGCAAGAAUUCAGUCUGUAUUGUAUCGUGCAAGGUGAUGCCUUCACCAUGCCUUUGGCUGCUGAUGAGUAUAUAUUGGACGUCACCACUGAGCUGCACAAGGCUGCCCAACCUUUCUACUUAAUUUUCUGCAGAUCUGUUUGGUAUCAUCCGUUGAAACAUGAUACUAGUCCACUUUACACCGAAGUAUUGUUCAAUCAAGUGGCUCCAGAUUACCUUGAAGGUCUUCUGUUGAGGUUGGGAAGUCCAAACCUAACACCGAGUAUCGUCAGGGAUAUAGCACUGAUAGCAGCUCUUUUGCACAAAGCUGCCGAUUUGAACCAUUCACCUAGUCUCAAAGAAGUCAAAUUUUUGCUUCCAAAACCAGUUCUUGCUAUGAGGGAACCAAGACCUCCUCAAUGGCUUGCGUUGGUGCAAACAUCUUGGGGGCAAGCAGCCAAUUUACAAGUUUCUAGAGCCAAACACCGUGUGUUGCAGGUUCUCAGCAAUUGGCCACUGUUUGGUAGUUCAUUUUUCGCAGUCAAAAGGAUCACAGGUGAGAACGAAUGGAAGGAACAUAUUCUAGCUCUGAACAGAGGUGGAGUUCACUUCUUGGACAUGAUCAGCCAUGAAACCCUACAACAUUGGCCCUACGCAGAGGUUAUUUCGACUAGGAAAGUGAGAUCUGAAGAGGGUGAACUCUUUUUGGACAUGAAAUGUGGUAAUUUACUGCAACAGAGGGUGACAAGACUGCAUACUGAACAAGCUCACGAAAUUUCAAGAUUAGUCAGACAAUAUAUCAAUUUGGAACAGUCCAAUGCCCCAAGGAACUGAUAACUCAACAUAUCCAUCAAGAGACGCAUGGAUAUGAUUGAGUAAUCACGACUAAUGAUUUUAUUGAGUAUGAUUAUAUGUUGUAAAUAAUACAAUUUAAGAAAUCUUAGCUAUAUUUAUUUAUAUAGUGAAUCUGUAUAGACAUUAAUCCUAAAUAUAAUAAACGAAACCAUAUACAUAUAUAAAAUAAGAACACAUAAAUAAUAUUUCGAAAGUAUUGGUGCCCAAUUUUUUUCGUUAAUAUAAUUUUAUACAAUCUAUUUACAUUGUUUUCAAACUAACUCCAUUAUUUCAUUCAACCAAGAACAAAGAUUUUACAAAUGUCUGUCUGUAUCGUAUACAAUUCAUUAAUUAAUAAAGUAAUUAUUAUAUUAUUGUAAAAUUGUUGAAAAUAUAGGUGACUGUUAUUUCGAAAUAAAAUUUUGAGAACAACAUA
Harmonia axyridis is the source of this 9460-nucleotide messenger RNA. Its product is annotated as unconventional myosin-XV. The transcript is spliced from 24 exons. Lineage: Eukaryota; Metazoa; Arthropoda; Insecta; Coleoptera; Coccinellidae. The record is from RefSeq and is a predicted model, not a curated record. Gene Ontology annotation, molecular function: ATP binding; cytoskeletal motor activity; protein binding. Gene Ontology annotation, cellular component: myosin complex; cytoskeleton. The coding region runs from base 364 to 9024 and encodes 2886 amino acids.